Molecule: messenger RNA, 4807 nt
Organism: Prorocentrum cordatum
Lineage: Eukaryota; Dinophyceae; Prorocentrales; Prorocentraceae
Source: the annotation of a GenBank genome assembly
AGCCCGCAGCCACCCUGCCCGGCGGCCGCGCCCCGGCCCCGCCGCUCGCGUCGGCCCAAAGGGGCAACGCGCUGCGAGCAGGCGCCGCCAGAUGUCGAGGCGGAGUUCCCCGUCGCGGGAGUCCCCGCAGCGGCAGGCAUCCCCGAUGUCGGAGGUUGACGAGAUCAUCGGCGACGUGGAGAAGCGGGCCGCCAAAAAGCUGCAGGCCAGCAACUCGGCCACUGCGAAGCAGAUCGACUCUUUGUUGGAGCGGCUGGCCAAGCUGGAGAAGACCUACAGCGACCCCGACGAGCAGACGUCCAAGUCGUGGCACCCGGCGAAGCGGACCCACUCCGAGGAUUCCGCGGACGGGAGCGCCCCACCCUCGAAGGACCAGGACCUGGACCCAGACAAGCGGCAGGAGGGCUACGUCGAAUUCCUCGACAUCACCGAGCAGUACCUCGAGUCCGUCGGCGUGCACACUUGGAACCUCAGCGCCGCGUCGCGGCGGCAGACAGGGUGCGGUGGUGCGUGCCUUGCGCUGGUGCCGUCCAUCCUGGUCCUCGUCGUCCAGUUCGUCCUGCUCCACGCCAUCAGCCUGGAGUCACUGAGCCCCACGUGCACCACCAACUCGGACUGUCGGUCUGGCACGUGGUGCUCGCCGAGUGACAGCCCCGCCGGCUACGACAGCACCCCCGGCAUGUGCGACGACUGCGCGUGGGCGGGCGCCCUGCAGGCGAGCAGCUGGGAGGAAGUGCAGACGGACAAUCUCCCUGGCAGGUACAACCGGAAGGCCUACGAGGCGGCAAGUGACACCUUGGCAGUAGCGGUCGCGUACUGCGCCGCCACCGACAUCUACGCUGACCGGCGCCCCGACGGUGAGGUCGCGAUGGAGGAUCGGGACACUGACGAUGACAUCGUCCCCGUCGAGGUCCAGCGUGCUGUGCCCGCCCAGGCCGUCGUGCCGCAGGCCGCCCCGAGCCCUCCUACGGACCCAGCACAGCUAGGGCUGGCGCAGUAUAUCAUCGGGGCCCUCAACCAGUCGAUGGGGGUAAAGUUGGACGGACUGCAGACUCGUGUCGACGCCCUGCAGCGCACUUCAGAGGCUAGCAGCCGCGACAUCUCCGCGGUGCAGGCCAGACUGAGGGCGCAGGAGGUCAGACUGGAGGCUCUCGAGGCGGGCCGCUCUUCUGCGAGUUCGGUCGGACCGAGAGCGGGCUUGGGAUCUGCCUCCCACGUGAGCGGCCAGCCUGAUCCGUGGGGUGCGUACCUGGAUCAGCAGCGUGCAGGCGGGAUGCCACCGCCGACGGCACGGCCGCGAGGAGGGAAGAACUGCAAGCGCAUGGUGUUCGUCGCGGGCUUCCCAGGCACGUGGGAUAAGGAUGAGGUUGAGAAGCACUUGCGUACGGAGCUCGCCAGGACGAUCUCCCUAGAGGCGCAAGGGAUCACGGAGAUCUACGGGGUGGGGAGGUUCUGCGACCAGGCCAAAGUGGUCUUCGCGAACAAUCAAAAGAUGUGGGGUUUCAUGAAGCGCUGGAAGGGCCAGAAGAUACCAUGCCUUGGAGCGCGCAACGACAAGCUGUGGCACAAGGUUGACCAGGAGCCCCACGAGGUGGAGCUCUCGCGGCGGGCCAGCUGCGCGGUGAGGAUCCUGCGCGAGUUCGGCAUCCAGUCGGGGUUGUGCACGGAGGAGUCGAAGCAGCGGACUUUCGACGGCGACUGGGACCGCGGACAGGUGGUCUUCCGCAAGAACAGUACGGAGAGGCCAGUUCGCCUGCUGCAGCGCUCCAGGACGUCAGACAUGCUCGAGGUCAGCACCGACGCCCUGGCAGCGGCUGCUUUGGACCAGGAGCUGAAGGAUCUCAAGCUGCACGAGCGGCUGAGCGAGCGCUACGUUAAGGACAUCAGGGACCUCACAGUUCUUGGGUGGAAUGCGAGAGGUGUCCUUGCGAAGCGGCGCCGUGCCGUGCUCGAGUCGCUGACCGACGAAUUCGAUGCUAGUCUGAUCCUUUUUCAAGAAUGGUGCGUUGCUGGUGGAGCCCAGCAGACUUAUGACGGCUAUGUUGUGCACGUGUCGCCUCCAUCGGGGGCUUGGCAGAGGUGUGCGAUAGCGGUGGCCAAUUCACUGGCGCCCUCCGUCAUUGGCGAGCCGCAGUUCCACGGUCGCACCAUGGCCCAAGACUUACAGUUGCCUAUCUGGGGUCGAGUGCGGGCUAUCACUAGCCACCUGUUUUCGCAUAUCGUUCGAUGUGAGUACGCUGAGACCGUCCAGCAGUUACGAGAAUGCUUGAUUACCAUGCCGAUUGAUUGCCACACCAUUGUCAGCAUCGAUGCCCAGGACGGCCUAGGGAUGCCUGGCGGAGACACUGUGGGCCCUUUCUCUACUUCCGAGAUGACCUGGCGAGGCGAGAUGCUUCGCGACCUUAUGACCGAGUUCGAUCUGAUAGCUGCUAAUACCUAUUCCCGUGGACAGUGGGGCCAGGCCACCUGUUUCUUUGACAAUCGCAAGGAGCCCAGGCAGAUCGACUUCAUGCUGAUCCACCGCGACUGGUUGCCGCGGACGCACUGCCAGGCCCGCUUCACCGACGCCUCUUCGAGCGACCACCUGCCGCUCCUCCUGCGCUGCCACGCUGGCCAAGGCGUUCCCACGAUCGAUGGCCACACCGAGCUGACACCGAUGGAGACCGUUCAGCGACCGCCACGGAAGCCCGUGGGCUGGCAGGUCGAGGACCCCGAGCUGUUCAACUCCACCAUCUGCACGUCCCUGGAGAUCAGCUACACCCCGCCAGAGACCGCGAUGUACACUGAGGGGGACAUGACGAACGCUAUGGGGAUCUUUACUGACGGCUCUGCUCGGCGUGAUCGAGAUCGACAGCGACGUCAUCGGUGCCAUGCGGCUGGCUGGGGUUUCGCACUCUAUCACGUAGCCGAGCCGAAUGACCAGGAUACCAGUCUUAUGGAGGCCUGUGGUCAGGUCACCACUGACGUGCAGGACCCUCGAUAUGUGGGCGCGACAUGUUUAUCGGCGAACACGGGUGAGCUGACGGCCAUCGUUGAGGCGCUGCUCUGGCUACUCGGACAGCGUUUACUCGCUCAGCCACUAGCACGGGACGACACCCGCAUCAUCGUCAGCACCGACUCCACGUACGUGCGCAACCUGCUGCAGGGUGUCUUCCAGACGAAGGAGAACUUUGAGCUUGCGGCCCUGGCCACCCACCUGUGGCAGCGCUGCCAGACCGCUUAUGACAUGAUCAUCAGAGGGGUGAAGAGCCACAACGGGAACACGGGCAACGAGCAGGCAGACUACCUCGCUAAGAAGGGCAAUGACCAGCGUUACAGCGGCAGCCACUGGAGACGGCCAUAUCCGACACCUGACUGGGACUCUGCUGGCUUCCAGGACACCUGUGCUGCCCACCGCGCAGCCUGCCGUGCGGAGCGGAAGCGGCGCCAGGCCGACAUCCUCAGUGAGGACGCGGGUGCCUCGCUGGGUCUCCACCUGACAGCGCCUGCGGCGACUGCCUCCAGCACCCGCCAGGGCGUCGCCUCGCUGGGCCUCCUGUCAGCCGCCAUUUGCGCGGCCGCCGCGAAGGCUGGCCACGUCCCACGCCGAGGCCGGUGGCGGCCGCCGCCAGGCGACGCCCAGCUGCUCCAGCUGCAGGCCUUGGAGCGCGCGCGAGCCGCGGAGGAGGGCCCGAGAGUGAGACACCUCAUGGGGCCCGCGGUCUGCAAGCUGAAGCGGGCUGUGAGAGACCGAUGUUCCACUGGGCAUCUGUCCCGUCUGUGCGAGCGAGGUCGGGCCGAGAAGGCCUGCAAGACGGGGCGCCCAGUGCACUGCCUUGACAAGAUGGAUGGCGGCCAGGCUACCACCAGUGCCGAGCGACUGCAGGAGGCUCAUACUUUCUACACAACUCUGCCAGAUUGGAUCCACCAGCAGUGGUCAGCCGAGGAGCAACAACAGUCCGUGCCUUUGAGCCUCCCGCUUCUCCGCAUGUGCACCGGCCGCCUCAAGAAAUGCAAGUCCUGCGACGAGACUGACAUGAUCGUGGGCGAAAUGCUCCAGGGGCUAGAGACGGACGUCUUAGAGCACCUGCUGCAGGCCUUCAGACUGCGGCUCAGGAAUCACACCUCGGAAUAUUUCGACACGGCCUGGAGUGGCCACGUGGUUCAGCUCAUCCGAAAAGUGCCAGAUGCCCGAAAGAUCAGUCAGUUUCGCCCAAUAGCCCUGAUUUCGGUGUUGCAGAAGAUACUGAGCAUGAUGGUGAUGGAAACGCAGCGAGGAUGCAUCUGCGAGUUCUCAGGCAAGUCCGAGGACGUGGCCAGCGAGGGGCCGAGGCAGGACAGCGAGGAAGGCGACCCACGCGGCAACCUUCCGUCCAGCGACAGGGAGCUGCUGAGUUACCACGAGUCGGAAUCUGGGGACGGGAUGGAGUUCGACGGCUUCGAAGGCGCGGACUUCCAGAAGGGUUCGGAGAGGAACGCGGGCCCGAUCGAGGACGCUGGCGGCACCAAGUGGCAGGAGAUCGCAGAGGUCGGCGAGGAGAAGGGGCUACACGAGGGGGGGGACGCUCAAUACGGACACGCUGCUGCUGAUGUGUUGGGGUACCGCCAUGAUGAUGAUGAUGUUCGUGGACGUCUGGAUGCCGACGAUCUGCAAGAUGACGUUACGGGCGCCGCUGAUGCUCGCGCUGAGGCUGGAGCAGCUGAGGGAGGGGACGGAGCUGCGGACCUCCGGGGAGCCGCGGACGUGGGUGGAGAGCCGAUCUUCAUGGUGAGCUGGAUGCCGAUAUGCAGAGUGACGGCGAGGCCCGAGAGCGGGAGGGAGUCUUGA